GCAAUCGCUCGUCUCCUCUCUCUCUCUCUCUCUCUCUCUCUCUCUCUCUCUCUCUCUCAAAUCUCCUAGGAUUGAAGCACCCCAAUUUCAGCAACAGCUCUGUUUGAAAUAACUCUUUUCUCUUCUCUUCCCGAUUAUGGAAAUCGGCGGCAGUAUCGUUGGGUUCUUCAGAGAGAAAGGUUUUGAUGAUGAAAACAUUCAUGAAAUGUUCAAGAAAUGCAAGCGCUUGGAGGGUGCGGAGAGGGAGAGGGCCAGUGAGAAUUGGACUUACUUGAAUAGCAUAGGAAUCCAAGAGAGGAAGCUUCCGUCUGUCAUUGCCAAGUGCCCCAAAAUCCUGACCCUUGGAUUGCAUGAGAAGCUCAUGCCCAUGGUUCAGUGCCUUUCAACAUUAGCAACAAAACCAAGUGAAGUGGCUCUGGCCAUAACCAAAUUCCCCCACAUACUCUCCCACAGCAUAGAAGAGAAGCUCUGCCCACUUCUAGCUUUCUUUCAGGCCUUGGGAGUUCCCGAAAAGCAAUCCGGCAAGUUGCUGUUGUUCAACCCUAGGCUUAUCAGCUACAGCAUUGAAUCAAAGCUUGCCAACAUUGUAGAUUUUUUCGCCAGUCUCAGUCUGAACAAAGACGGGAUGAUUGGUAAGAUUCUGGUGAAGAACCCGUUUAUCAUGGGUUACAGCGUUGAGAAAAGGCUCCAACCAACAACGGAAUUUCUGAAAUCCAUAGGUCUAAUGGAGUCAGAUCUGCAAAGGUUGGCGAUGAAUUUUCCUGAAGUUUUGUGUAGAGAUGUGGAGAAGAUUCUCAGACCCAACUGGGCGUUUCUGAAGAGAAUUGGGUUCAGCGACAGACAGAUAGCGGUAUUGGUAACUGGGUAUCCCCCUGUUUUGAUCAAGAGCAUCAAGAAUUCAUUGGAGCCGAGGAUCAGGUUCUUGACAGAGGCGAUGGGAAGAAGAAUCGAUGAAGUUGAAGAUUAUCCAGAAUUCUUUCGGCAUGGUCUGAAGAAGAGAUUGGAAUUCAGGCAGAGGCUACUGAAACAGAGGAACAUUAAUUGUAGCUUGAGUGACAUGCUCGAGUGUAGUCCAAAGAAGUUCAUUAUCAAGUUUGGCGCAAUUGAAGGCCUUAGCUGAUCAUAUCGUGUUUGCCUGGGUUCCUUUUUUUUUUUCCCUGUGAUUUUUUGCCAUGUAAGUUCAUGGUCCUAAUGCCUUUGAAUUAGGUUUUGUUGAGGGCUUUGGCUGUAUCUUUUUGAAAGUGAAGUAGCAUUAAUGGACAUUUUACUUUCAGUAGAGCACUUUAA
This is a messenger RNA of Magnolia sinica, 1287 nucleotides long. Its product is annotated as transcription termination factor MTERF6, chloroplastic/mitochondrial. NCBI's taxonomy places the organism in Eukaryota, Viridiplantae, Streptophyta, Magnoliopsida, Magnoliales, Magnoliaceae. The record is from RefSeq and is a predicted model, not a curated record. Gene Ontology annotation, biological process: chloroplast organization; regulation of DNA-templated transcription. Gene Ontology annotation, molecular function: double-stranded DNA binding. Gene Ontology annotation, cellular component: chloroplast. The coding region runs from base 137 to 1120 and encodes 327 amino acids. The transcript is spliced from 2 exons.